AUGGAGUUGCAGGUCAUCGACCACAUGACCAUGAGCCCACUUCAUUUACCAAUUUCCGUUCGUUAUCGCAAGUCGCCAGCUCCGUUCAGCUCCAUGUUUGCCAACCACCUUGUGACUAUCGCCCCUCAUGCUGCCGUCAUCGUUAGUCCCGUCGAUCACAGUUCCCAGCAACGAAGUUCAUCUACAACAGGAAAUUCGUCUCGACACACAAAGAAACAACGCGCCAAGAGCGAAGACUUGAACAGUAACAACAACAAGAAGGAAGCGGCGACGUCUCGGUAUUCGUCGUGAACGGACAACUCACGAAAGUGAGUUGCAGCCAUCGCGAGCGUGAAGGAUGGAACCAUGCGGUACUCAGCCAUGGCCGCGCCACGUCGUGAAGCUCGAUAGCUCUGUACGAUACAAUAAUCUACUCUCAUGUUGCAAUUGUGUAUGUUGGCAAUUGCCAUAUUGACAAUAAUCGAGUCUUGAUGACAACUCUUUUUUCCGAAGAUAAAGUUAUGGAGAGAUAAAUAGCAAGGCUGUAAUACAUGUACAUGCAGCAGCGCC
This is a messenger RNA of Phytophthora nicotianae INRA-310, 549 nucleotides long. RefSeq lists its product as hypothetical. NCBI's taxonomy places the organism in Eukaryota, Oomycota, Peronosporomycetes, Peronosporales, Peronosporaceae. The transcript has 2 exons. The record is from RefSeq and is a predicted model, not a curated record. Bases 1 to 291 code for a protein of 96 amino acids.